Messenger RNA from Momordica charantia (bitter melon), 1070 nucleotides. Its product is annotated as calcineurin B-like protein 3. Lineage: Eukaryota; Viridiplantae; Streptophyta; Magnoliopsida; Cucurbitales; Cucurbitaceae. The record is from RefSeq and is a predicted model, not a curated record. Gene Ontology annotation, molecular function: calcium ion binding; kinase binding. Gene Ontology annotation, biological process: calcium-mediated signaling.
UAAUGCACGCCGUUCUUCAUUACAUUUUUUUUUAAUGUAUUUUUUGAGGAAAAGGAAGAUUAGUUAGCCAUGUUUCAGAAUCUCGGCUCAAAUUCGCCUUCAACCUGCAACGGUUUCUCUCUCCGGAUUUUUUAAAGGUAUGGAGUGUUUUGACAUCUGUGAAAGAACAUGGUUCAAUGCCUAGAGGGGAUAAAGCAUUUUUGUGCUACCGUAGCAAACUGUUGUGAUGCAGAUUCAUCUAGGCAAACCAGGGGCCUUGAAGAUCCUGAGGCUCUUGCAAGGGAGACAGUAUUCAGUGUAAGUGAAAUUGAGGCAUUGUAUGAGCUGUUUAAGAAGAUCAGUAGUGCAGUGAUUGAUGAUGGGCUGAUCAAUAAGGAAGAAUUUCAACUGGCAUUGUUCAAAACAAACAAAAAAGAGAGCUUAUUUGCAGAUAGGGUUUUUGACCUGUUUGACACAAAGCACAAUGGAAUACUCGAUUUUGAAGAAUUUGCACGUGCCCUUUCCGUAUUUCACCCAAAUGCCCCUAUUGAUGAUAAAAUCGAGUUUUCAUUCCAAUUAUACGAUCUUAAACAGCAAGGAUUCAUUGAGAGACAGGAGGUGAAGCAGAUGGUUGUGGCUACGCUUGCUGAAUCUGGCAUGAAUCUGUCUGACGAUGUUGUAGAAAGUAUCAUUGACAAGACAUUCGAAGAAGCUGACACAAAACAUGAUGGGAAGAUUGACAAGGAAGAGUGGCGAAGCCUUGUUUUGAGGCAUCCAUCUCUCCUAAAGAACAUGACUCUCCAAUAUCUUAAAGAUAUCACGACCACAUUCCCGAGUUUCGUGUUUCACUCGCAAGUUGAUGAUACGUGAGAGGUCUCUCAUUGUGGAGUUUUUUUAUGGGCAGUAGAGCUGGUACUUGGCAAUAUGGCUGUUUUGACUUGCAAGUUUUGUUUUUAAUUUUAUUGAUAUGAUUGCAGUUGUUUCUUUCUUAUGAUGAUUGAAAAAUGGGGAAUAUUCUGCUCGCAUUUCACUUGAAUCAGAGCUCAGUCGAGUUAAAAUUUGAAGUAUAUAUUGUUUUUAGGUUUUUACAA